AGUGAACAGGAUGCGCGCGCACCUCCAGUCUGGCGUCUCCGCAGCUGCCCUGCAAUGACGAGAUAAGCCUUAUCGUUUGUCUUUUUUCUCUUCUCGGGGAUUCCACGCGGUUGUCCACGAAGCCCACGGUCGUCUGUCCGCCUCCCAGGUGUCUGUCUGCCUCUCAGGUUUUCUAGAAGGAUCUAUGACACACCAUCAUCAUCAGUGCCUACAGAGACUUGGAACAUCCUAGAAUGAUCUAAUUGGAACACAUCAAAAGUGUUUAACUGGAACAUUCUGCAAAUAUCUAAUUGGAACAUCCUAGAAGAAUAUAAUUUGAACAUUCUGCAAGGAUCUCAUUGGAACAUUAUAGAAGGAUCUAAAUUGAACAUUCUGGAAGGAUCUAAUUGGAACAUUCUGUAAGGAUCUAAAUAGAACAUUCUGUAAGGAUCUAAUUGGAACAUUUUAUAAGGAUCGAAUUGGAACAUCGUAGAAGGAUCUUAGAACAUUCUGCAAGGAUAUAAUUGAAACAUCCAAGGAGGAUUUAAUUGGAACAUUCUGUAAGGAUCUAACUGGAUCAUUCUAUGAGGACUCAAUUGAAACACAUUAGAAGGAUUUCAUUGGAACACAUUAGAAGGGUCUCAAUGGAACAGAUUAGAAAGAUAUAAUUGAAACAUUCUAGGAGGAUCUCAUUGGAACAUUCUGGAAGGAUCACAUUGAAACGUUCUGCAAGGAUCUUCAUUGGAAUGUCCUGCAAGGAUCUAAUUCAAACAUUCUAGAAGGAACUAAUAGGACAAUUCUAGAAGAAUCUAAGUGGAACAUUCUGCAAUAAUCUAAUUGGAAAAUUCUAAAAUAAUCAAUUUGGAAAAUUCUGCAAGGAUCUCAGUGGAACAUUCUAGAAGGAUCUCAUUGGAACAUUCUAAAAUAAUCUAAUUGGAAUUUUCUAGAAGGAGUUCAUUGGAACAUUCCAGAAGGAUCUCUUUGGAACAUUCUGCAAGGGUCUCAGUGGAACAUUCUAGAAAGAUCUAAUUGGAACAUUCUAGAAGGAUCUCAUAAGAACACAGGUGCUUAUGAAGACUUGGAACCAUGGAAAGUUGUGCUGAUGUUUCUUCCAAACAUAAAGUCCAGUCUGAGGUGGAAGACACAGAAGUUUCUGGAAAAGAAGAACCGGUUUUGGAAACCAGUAAGCGUAAUGAGUCUUGUUCAGCCGAGAAAAGCAAAGAAGUUCUGCCGGAGGCGCCCGGACCCCCGGCAGUCCCGCUUCCAUCCGCCGACCCCCCAGGGGGUGUGUCCCUAAAGAUGGCCGCCACUCUCCUGCACCCCGUGUGCCUGAGCGAGAACCCUCUGAUGCUGCCCAUUCAGCUCCAGAUGGCUGCCGGGCCUCAGCUGGGUCCGAUGGGGGCGGCGCCGUACUUGCUGACGGGAACCAACCCGGUCUCUGUGCUUCUGGACCAGCAGGUGAUCCAGCACAUGAGUCCUGCCGUGAUCUCCCAGAACAACAUCUUGUGUCAGAAUCCGUUAUCUUUCAGCCUGCCUGCUGCUGUGGACCAGAAAUCGGCCGGGCCCACGCAGGACCCCAACCUUCUGUCCUUCCUUCAGAACCCAGCUUUCACUGCCAUCCUGCAGGACCUCUUUCCCCCUCAAACACCUUCAUCCACCUGCCACUCAUCAGGCUCCUCCUUCUUCCCCUUCCCUCCCCUCACACCCCCUUACUCCUCCCCUCUGGCCCCACUAGUGCCGCCGGCCACCCUUCUGGUUCCGUACCCGGUCAUCAUUCCUCUGCCUGUACCGCUGCCCAUCCCGCUGCCCGUUCCUGUCCCUCAGACCCCGGUGGACUCUAAAACCCACCUGCCCAAAGCCGUUUGCACGGAGAGUAAAAGCACUCAGACGCCCAGGGACUUCAACCCUCAACCCUCAAGCGGGCAGGUCCUGGACUUGUCCAUGCGAGCCUGUCCCGUAGAACCCAAACAGGAAUACUUUGGUCCGCAACAGCAGGACAGCGUUCUGGACUUGUCGGUACCUGCUGCCAGGAAGGCCGGCGGGUCCGCGGAGCGCGCCAACGCUGGUCUGGACUCAAGGCUGCUGGGGGGUCUGACCUCACUGGAGUUCAGCCGGCAGCACAAGUGGAUGGUGGACGGCGGCGCCGGCGGGUCCGCCUCUCUGGGCCAGGGCACGGCCAACCUGGAGAUGGUCGGCGCCUCCCAGACCGCCAAAGUCAUCGUCGCCGUCAAGGACGCCAUCCCCGCCAUCCUCUGCGGCAAGAUCAAGAGUCUCUCCGGCGUGUCCACCAAGAACUUCUCCAUCCAGCCCGACCAGCAGCUCUUUGGACCUCAGGGGGAAGCCGGCCGCCACCUGAAGAAGACCUCCAAGAACCGGGCCAUCAAGCUGAAGAAGGUCAGCUCGCAGGAGAUCCACUUCCUGCCCAUCAAGAAGCAAAGACUCGCCGCACUUUUCCCCAGGAAGUGAAAACUCUGUUAGCAUAUUAGCAUGCUAACUCAUCCUUUUUACCACCUGCAACACUUUUCUACACAAACUCUUCAUUUCAAGUAAGUGUGUGUGUGUGUGUGUGUGUGUGUGUGUGUGUGUGUGUGUGUGUGUGUGUGCGCGAUUCUCCCGUGCACUUUGUGGUAGUUUAGCUUAAGAAAAAUGAAGAAAAAAAGUUGACCGGGUGUUGAUGUGAAGAAGAAAUGAAAUCCUUCCGUGGUGUGAAUGAAAUAUUUAUUCAUUAUUAUUGUUAUUAUUAUUAUGUUUAUUAUUAGUACUAUUGUUAUAAUAUAAUUAUUAUUAUUGUUAUAAUUAUUGUUAUUAUUAUGAUUGUUAUUAUUAUUGCUAGCAUUAUAAUUAUUGUUAUUAUUAUUAUGAUGAUGACGAUGAUUAUUAUUAUUAUUAUUAUUGUUACUGUUAUUAUGAUUAUUCAUAUUAUUGUUUGGAUGAUGAUGAUUAUUAUGAUUAUUCAUCCUCAUAAUAAUCAUAAUAGUAACAACAAUAAUAAUAAUAAUCAUAAAAAUAAUAGUAAUAAUCCUGAUAAUAAUAAUAAGCAUCAUCAUAAUAGUAAUAAUAGAAAUAAUCAUAUAAUUAUGAUGAAUAUGAUAAUGAUGAUGUGUGGUACGUACUUGUAACAACUAAUUUAUUGUGAUGUCAAAUAUUUAUUUAUACACUAAAUGUUUUUGCUGACUUG
Messenger RNA from Nerophis ophidion (straightnose pipefish), 3157 nucleotides. Its product is annotated as retinoic acid-induced protein 2-like. The record is from RefSeq and is a predicted model, not a curated record. Bases 1066 to 2445 code for a protein of 459 amino acids. The transcript has 2 exons. Gene Ontology annotation, cellular component: nucleus. Lineage: Eukaryota; Metazoa; Chordata; Actinopteri; Syngnathiformes; Syngnathidae. Gene Ontology annotation, biological process: animal organ development.